Hevea brasiliensis (rubber tree) is the source of this 745-nucleotide messenger RNA. RefSeq lists its product as uncharacterized. Lineage: Eukaryota; Viridiplantae; Streptophyta; Magnoliopsida; Malpighiales; Euphorbiaceae. The transcript has a single exon. Gene Ontology annotation, molecular function: protein binding. The record is from RefSeq and is a predicted model, not a curated record. The coding region runs from base 32 to 745 and encodes 237 amino acids.
GUCAUCUUAUUUAGCUAGGCAGCUUAGCCAUAUGGAGAGCUCAAAUACUACUUGCAAUUUCACACCCAUUGAUGCCUGCUUAUGGGAGGCGGCAGCAAAAGGCAACCUUGAUCCCUUCAAGGAGUCUGAUGUCCCUCUUGAUUGCUUACUGACCCCAAAUAAAAACACAAUAUUACAUAUCCACCUUACCUCCCGAAGUGAAAGAAAAAUUGAGUUUAUAAAAGGGGUACUCGACAUUCGUUUGUCACUGUUAUGGAAGGUCAAUGACCAUGGUGACACUCCGUUGCACAUUGCAGCAAGAUACGGGCAUGUUGAUGCAGCAAAAGAGUUAAUUGCAAAGGCUUCAGCAGAUGGUGACAAAGAUAUAGAGAGCGGAAAACAGCCAAGAGUUAAGGUAUUGGAGAUGUUAAGGAUGAAAAAUAAAAAUAAUGAUACGGCCUUGCAUGAGGCAACACGAAAUAGAAGUCUGCAUGAGGCGAGACAAAAAAGACGUCUGGGUGUUGUGAAAGAAAUAUUGAGAAAUGAAGAGCCUGAUGAUGAAUAUAAAUAUUCGGCCAAUGAUUGUGGGGAGACUCCGCUUUACCUAGCUGCUGACAAUGGAUGUGGAGAUAUAGUCCUUAAACUACUAAGAAGUCCCAAAUUAAAAUCGCUGGCUUAUGACGGCCCCAAUGGUAAAACGGCAUUACAUGCGGCAGCAAUGAACAAGAACAUACGUGGAGGUACAUCAGUAAACAGAUCUUCUUAA